GCAACAACAAGAACAGCACGUGUUUGUAAUUUAUUUUCUGACUUGUAUUUUGUUUGUUUCUAAUGUAAUUAGAUUUAUAGUAAAGUUUAAUCACAAAAUGGAAAUAGAAAGUAAAUCAAAGAAAGAUAUUUGCAAAAAAAUAUUACAGAAGCCAAGUUUAGCAUACACAAGUGAUCCUGAUUUUCGUAAACCACCAAAAAUUAAAAACCCGCAUUUACAAUGCCUAGGAGCACCUCAUAUUGAUUCAUUCGACUAUAUGUUGACGGACGGAUUAAAAGCAGCUAUAGAUGAUUUAAUACCAGUAGAAUUUGACACAACGAAUGGUGAAAGAGUUAAAAUUGAUAUAGUGGAAGCCGCAUUCGCGAAACCAAGUGUCCCGUUGGGAGUGGUUGGUGUAAAGAACCAAAAUGUGUAUCCAAGCGAAUGUAGACAAAGAGCUGCUACUUACAAGGGGGAUUUUAAAAUAAGACUAAGCAUUACGAUCAAUGAAAAAACCAUGCACUUAGACAGAUCUUUGGGACAACUACCUAUAAUGGUAAAGUCAAAGAUGUGUCACUUGACGGAUUUGACAGCCGAAGAGCUAAUUGACCACAACGAACAUGCGGAUGAGUGGGGAGGAUAUUUCAUUGUGAGAGGUCACGAACGCUUGGCACGAAUGCUUCUAGUCACACGGAGAAAUUACCCAGUAGCGAUUAAGAGGUCAAAUUGGAAGCUAAGGGGCAACCUGUUUACUGACUAUGGUAUCCUAUUGAAAUGUGUCAGGCCUGACCAGACUAGUACAAACAAUGUGCUGCAUUUUCUGCAAAACGGAACGUGCAAAUUGAUGUUCUCACACCGCAAGACAAUGUACUACGCUCCACUGGUACUAAUACUCAAGUGUUUGGUGGACUGGCCGGAUCAUUACAUCUAUAGAUUUCUGUUGCACGGAAUGAAAAAUGAUUUAUAUUACGUUAACUGCAUCCAGAAUAUGCUGCGUGAACUGCACGAACAAGAGCUGAACACCCAGGCGGAGUGCCGCGCGUAUCUGGGCCGGAUGUUCAGGCCCAAGGUAGUGGAGCUGCCGCCCUGGGCUACCGAUCUGGAAGCCACGGAGUUCCUGCUGAAGCGAUGCGUCAUGAUACACCUGGAUGACUAUAAGGACAAGUUCUACGGACUCGUGUUUAUGACGCAGAAGCUGUUCGACCUUGUGCAGAAUAAGUGUAAGGUCGAAGGUGCCGACGCGGUUAUGGUGCAGGAGUUGCAAGUCGGUGGACACCUGUAUCUGCAGGUUUUGAAGGAGAGGCUACAGAACCUAAUGUAUGUGAUCAAAUUGGUGUUGGAGAAGAAGGCAAGGACAGGAACGACAUUAACUUUUAAUGCUGCAGAGCUGCAGUCUAUAAUCCGGUCAGCAGGCAGUUUGGAACAGAAGAUGGAGACAUUCAUAUCGACGGGCAACGCGCCCUCUACUAAUGUGAACCUUGCUCAGAACAAGGGUCUCACCAUCGUCGCCGAGAACAUCAACCGGAUGAGAUAUAUGUCUCAUUUUAAAGCGAUACACCGCGGCCUGUUCUUCAUGUCCAUGAGGACCACGGAGGCUCGGCAGCUGCUGCCGGACGCGUGGGGGUUCGUGUGUCCGGUGCACACGCCGGACGGGUCGCCCUGCGGCCUGCUCAACCACCUGUCAGCGUCCGCACAGGUGACGCCAUUUUUAGAUCGUAAACAAACAGAAAAAUUACCGCAUGUGCUGGAGAAUUGUGGCAUGAGGUCCGUGACAGAUAUUCCGCUGCCGAACGACGUGUAUAUGUACCCAGUGUUCAUUGACGGCAGGCUGGUGGGAUACCUGCCCGAAGAUACCGCGCACAAGUCCAUGGCGUACGUGAGAACUUUGAAGGUGAUGUCGGAGGACGUGCCCAUCACUACAGAAAUUGUUCUAGUGCCGAAGAUACAGGUCCCCGCGCAAUACGCAGGCGUGUUCCUGUUCACGACCGAAGCGCGUAUGAUGAGACCCGUUAUCAACCUGGCCACAGGACAGUUGGAACUGAUCGGCACAAUGGAACAGCUUUACCUGGAUAUAGCCAUCUCGCAGAACGAGAUUAUCAAAGGCAAAACGACUCAUCUGGAGCUCUCAAAGUCUGCAUUCAUGAGCAACCUCGCUCAGCUGGUUCCGAUGCCUGACUGCAACCAAUCGCCUCGUAACAUGUACCAGUGUCAGAUGGGUAAGCAGACCAUGGGGACCCCCAUACACACGUGGGGCACCAACGCGGAGACCAAGUUGUACCGACUGCAGACUGGAGCCACGCCGCUGUUCCGACCCCUCCACCACGAUCUGCUCGGCUUGGACGACUAUCCCGCCGGGACUAACGCCAUUCUCGCUGUUAUUUCUUACACGGGCUACGACAUGGAAGACGCUAUGAUAAUUAACAAGAGCGCACACGAGCGAGGGUUCGCAGCCGGCACCGUCUACAAGUCCCAGUUCAUCGAGCUGAAGGCUCAGAGCUCGUUCUUCAUCAGGGACCCCAAGAGGCCCGAGCUGGCACAGUACAUCGAUGAUGACGGACUGCCAGCGGUCGGCGCCAGGAUCAAUAAUAAUGAACCCUUCUAUUGUUUCUACGACGGAGAAACGAGCAAGUUUGUUGUGGCGAAGUUUCACGGAAAGGAGGAGGUGUUUGUGGACAGCGUGAGGCUGUGUGGGGACUUCUCUCCCAAGGCCACGAAGAAAGCCUGCAUCAUGCUGAGGAUACAGCGUAACCCAACAGUAGGCGACAAGUUCGCGUCUCGCGCCGGCCAGAAGGGGAUCUGCUCACAGCUGUGGCCGGCCGAAGAUCUGCCGUUCACGGAGUCGGGCCUGAUCCCCGAUAUCCUGUUCAACCCGCACGGGUUCCCGUCGCGGAUGACCAUAGCCAUGAUGAUCGAGUGUAUGGCGGGGAAGGCGGCUUGCCUACAUGGACACGUACACGACGCGACGCCGUUCAGGUUCAACGAAAAGGACACGGCUAUCAACUACUUCGGGCGGCUGCUGGAGGCGGGCGGGUACAACUACUACGGCACGGAGCGUCUGUACAGCGGCGUGGACGGCCGAGAGAUGAAGGCCGACAUAUUCUUCGGACUGGUGCACUACCAGCGGCUGAGGCACAUGGUGUCUGAUAAGUGGCAGGUUCGUACAACAGGCGCAGUAGACGCGCUCACUCGACAGCCGGUGAAGGGAAGAAGACGUGGAGGAGGAGUUAGGCUGGGGGAGAUGGAACGAGACGCGCUCAUCUCCCACGGAGCAGCCUUCAUGCUGCAAGACCGGCUGUUCAACUGCUCGGACAAGAGUCAGGCCGUGCUCUGCAGAAAGUGCGGAACAUUGUUGGGGCCAAUAGCUGGCCAUGUGGUGGCGGACAAAGAAACGUGUCGGCUUUGCCAUGAAGGCGAUCUAGUCUCUAUUACAAUACCUUACGUGUUCAAAUUGUUUGUCACGCAGUUGGCAGCUGUUAAUAUUAAUGUUAAGAUUAACUGUUCUAAUUCUGCCGCGUUGAUUGCCUGAUAAAAUAUGUAUUUGGACGA
Leptidea sinapis is the source of this 3525-nucleotide messenger RNA. RefSeq names its product DNA-directed RNA polymerase I subunit RPA2 (gene RpI135). Lineage: Eukaryota; Metazoa; Arthropoda; Insecta; Lepidoptera; Pieridae. The record is from RefSeq and is a predicted model, not a curated record. Gene Ontology annotation, molecular function: DNA binding; ribonucleoside binding; DNA-directed RNA polymerase activity. The transcript is spliced from 20 exons. Bases 98 to 3505 code for a protein of 1135 amino acids. Gene Ontology annotation, cellular component: nucleus; RNA polymerase I complex. Gene Ontology annotation, biological process: DNA-templated transcription.